Molecule: messenger RNA, 856 nt
Organism: Daldinia loculata
Lineage: Eukaryota; Fungi; Ascomycota; Sordariomycetes; Xylariales; Hypoxylaceae
Exons: 3
Coding region: 188-454 (88 amino acids)
Source: RefSeq, a predicted model, not a curated record
ACAAAGCAAGACACGGGCUGGAAUCGUCGACGAGGUACCGCCAAGUAGCCGAACAACUAGCAGGGCAGGGCAGGGCAGGGCAUGGCACAUGUACGCUGCGUAUAGUUAGGCAUGCUGUACACGAUACUAUACAUACCUACCUACACACGUCGUCGAGUAUAGCCAGCCGUCCGGGGUCGACCGUGGUAUGGAUUCUGGGUAUUCUGGGCCCUUUUUUUUUUGUUGCCCGCCCGUGGGGUCCGCCGCCACGUGGGUUAGCCAGCCAGCGGCUAUCCCGAAGUUCACUACAUGGCUCGCUCUCUCGCUAGGCUGGGGAGUGAGUUUUACGGCUUUUUGGUCUGCGUUGUCUGAACAUAUGUGUGUGGGCGUGUGUGUGCGUGUGUGUGUAUGUGUGUAUAUGCAUGUAGGGCUUUGCAGGGGCGGUUCGAACCGUUCCCGUCGCUGGUCCGGUUAAAGGUAGGUACCGUGCCUAACUAACAUAACAAACAUCCAUGGUUGUCUGGGAUUAGGUUGGGGGGUUGGGUACGCGGCCGAGAAGGGAAGGCUGGAAAAAAAGCUGUGCUGUCGUCGCGGGAGAGGCUACCUAUCCCGGAACAGGGUAUAUAUUAUGCACACACGCAUACACAUACACAUAUACACACAUACAUACACGUUUCCGCACGGGCAACAUUCGCUACAAGAAGCGUCGUCCGUCCACCACGUUCCAGGAGCGCGGAAGUCUGCCUUUGCUGUCACUCGUCCACGGUCUACAUGCUAUCGACGUGUAUGACGUCUGACGGUCUCGCCAGGGGUGCUGCUGGCGCUUGUCUGUGGGAACGCUGCUACGUGCGUACAUACAUACCUACCUACCUACAUA